Molecule: messenger RNA, 1996 nt
Organism: Lolium rigidum
Lineage: Eukaryota; Viridiplantae; Streptophyta; Magnoliopsida; Poales; Poaceae
Exons: 4
Coding region: 145-1767 (540 amino acids)
Source: RefSeq, a predicted model, not a curated record
ACUAGACAUGAUGUAUCAUUUAACUAUCAUUUUCAUGCUACUGUUACAUUUUAACUUUGCUGAUAUUUUGACUUACAUGGUAAAAUAGUUUUGUGAACGAAUUUCUUGCUUUAUUAACUAGAUCUGUUGUUAUUAUGGUAGGGGAUGGACUUAGCACAACAUGUGGCUAACAUGUCUGAUAGAAACAGUAGCGGCAAGCAAGCUGUUUGGACAAGUGCCAUGUCAUCCUUUGUGCUUAAGUUCAUGGCUAACCUAGUGGCUGGUGGCACGAGAACCACCAAGGGUUUCAAGGAAGUUCAUCAUAUAAGUUGUGCCAAGGCUUUGAAUGAGUUUUUCAGAAUAAAUUUAACUGCCAUUCAAGUUUCUAACCACAUUAGAAAGUGGAAAAAGAAAUGGGGGAGGAUUAACAAACUGAAGAGCUUAAGCGGUGCUAUUUGGGAUGAGCAUACAUGCACCAUUGUGCUUGAUCAGGAGCAUUACACGGGUUACAUUAAGGACCACCUUAGUGAUGCCGACUUCUUGAACAUUCCAAUUGAACACUAUCAUGAGAUGGCCACAAUUUGUGGCAGUGGUACUUCAGGUGUAUAUGCUAGGGGAACCAGUGAACCUAUUGCUACAGAUGUGACUGAGAAUGAAUCUGAAAAUGGAAAAAGCAAUGGAGAGAGUGACUCUCUUGCUACAGAUGAAACUGAGGAUGAAACUGAAAAUGGAAAAACCAAUGGAAGGAGUGACCCUCUUGCUACAGAUGUGACUGAGAGUGAAAAAACCAAUGAAGAAGCCACAAAAUGCUUCACUAACACUGAGGUAGGGAACUUUGGUGAUCCCACUGGCAGUGUACCAUCACCAAAGAAGGCCAAGGAAAUGCACUUGGAACAGCAUGCAGAUAACAUGGGAGGUAACGAUGAUGGUGGUGGGGUAGUUGUUUGGGCAAAUGCCACGUCGUCCUUUGUGCUUCAGUUCUUGGCUAACCUAGUGGCUGGUGGAAUUAGACCCCCUCAUGUUUUCAAGCAAGUUCAUCUUAAAUGCUGUGCGCGGGCUUUGAGUGAGCAUUUCAGGGUUCAAGUGAAUGUCACACAGAUUUCUAACCAUCUUAGGAAGUGGAAGAAAAUAUGGGCAAAGGUUAACACGCUGAAGAGUGUAAGUGGCGCUCUUUGGGAUGAGAGUACUUGCACCAUUGUCCUUGAUCUUGAGCAUUACACAGCUCACGUUAAGGACCACCAUCAUGAUGCUGACUUCUUGAACACUCCAAUUAAGCACUAUCGUGAGAUGGCGACAAUCUUUGUCAAGGAUACGACUUCAUCCAGGCCUGCUAAGAGUAGCAGUAAGCGUCUUGUUAGAAGCUUGACUGAGAAUCUAAUUGAAAAGGAAAACAUGGAUGGAGAGAAUGACCUUAUUGCCAAAUGCGUUGAAGAGGCCACAAUGUCUUUUACUGACUCGGAUGAAGGGAAUGGUGAUUCCUCUGGCAGUUUACCACCGCCGCCAAAGAAGGCCAAGGUAAAAAAUGAUGAAAGCAUGCUUUGUACAAUGACCCGUACUCUUGACCGGCUCACACAAGCUAUAGAGAAGUGCAGCAAGGUAGAUACCGAUGUCCCUGAAGACCUUUGGGCUAACAUGAAGGAUCUCCCUGGGUUUGAACAGGAACAUCUCGCCCACUACUAUGCUUAUCUGUGUGAGAAUCCUGUAGUUGCUAGAGCAUUCUACAAGCUUAGCUGGUCCCCAAAAAUGAUUUGGGUUGCUAGGUACAUCAGGAACCACCUUUCAGCAUAGUACCUACUACUUUACCAAGAGUGGGUUAUCGUAGUACUUUCUUUGUGUAGUUUUGGCAUGAACCAAAGCAUAGAACUGUGGCUGAUGCUAGAAAAUCUCAUGGUUAGUUAUGAUAUACUGUACCUGGAGUUGGAGGAUGUCACAUGCCGAUUGCUUGUACUAGAUCAAGCAGGCAUGGUAAGAUUAGCCAGGAAGGCGCAGUAACUCUUCUCUGAUGUUUUAACUGUUA